UUGUACUGCAAAGUACGCAAUUUUAGGCUAAAAAUGAGUGAUAUGGAUCCAAAUAAGCUCAAAGUUGCAGAAUUGCGCGAGGAACUAAAAAUUCGUGGCCUGGACUCUAAAGGUACGAAGCCAGUUCUAGUGAAGCGAUUACAGCAAGCCUUGAACAAAGAACACGGUAUUGCAGAUGAAGAUGAUUCCAUUGAUGACAGUAUGCAAGAUGAAGAAGCUCCCGAUGAGUCUUCCCAAGAUAUUGAUGGCGGAAAUGCUGACGAAGCUUCUCUAGACGUCGAUGGUAAUGAGGAUGCUGAGAAUGAUGUAGGUGAUGAAGAAGAGGAGGAGGAAGAGGAGGAAGAAGAUCAAAAUGAUAUGCCUGAGGGUGAAUUUCAAACUAUUGAUGAAACUUCUCAGGAUGAUGAACAGCAGCAAGAUGAAUCCAAAGCUGAGGACAAAGAAAAGAAAGCCCAGAAAAGGAAACGCUCUCGAUCAAAGGAGAGACGAUCUCGAGAUCGUUCCAGACGUUCAACAUCACGCUCCAGAGAUCGUGGAAGACAUUCACCAAGGCGAAGCCCACCACCUAAAAAAGUUGAAAUGGAAGAUGAUAGUUGGGUGCAAUCCACAGAUGUUGUUUUUGACAGAUACAAUUGUGACUUGAACCUUCGUAUUGAUGAGAACAAUUACAAAGCUCAUCCUCUGACCACUGAUGGAUUUGCUUUUAUGUGGGCUGGAGUCCGUUCAACUUAUGGUGUAAACACUGGUAAAGUGGCCUUUGAAGUAAAGGUUGGUGAAGAACUUAAUGUUAACCAUUUACCAAGUGAGGAACAAAACAAGCAUGUUGUCAGAGUUGGUUUUUCUACUGAUGCUACAAGCUUACAAUUGGGUGAAGAACCAUUAUCUCAUGGUUAUGGUGGAACAGGAAAAGCUUCAACAGAUUGCAAAUUCAAAGAUUAUGGUGAAAAAUUUGGUACUGGUGAUGUUAUCACUGCAUACUUAGAUUGGGAAAGUGAUCCUCCCACCAUCUCCUACAGCAAGAAUGGAGAAGAUCUUGGUAAUUUGAAUGCAAUUUUGGACAAAAUGAAGAGCCAUUUUCCCUUUGAAAGAGGACGGAUCAGGGGUUCCUUACCUCCAGCUAAAAAGGAAGAAUGUGAGAUUCUCAUGAUGGUUGGUUUACCUGGUGCAGGUAAAACUGUUUGGGCAGAAAAACAUGCCAAGGCUAAUCCUGAAAAGAAGUUUAAUGUCCUUGGUACUAAUAACAUCAUUGACAAAAUGAAGGUGAUGGGUCUGCCUCGUAAGAGGAACUAUGCUGGACGAUGGGAUGUUCUCAUUGACAAGUCCACAAAGUGCCUAAACCGAAUGAUUGAGAUGGCAGCUCGCAAGAAGCGCAACUACAUUUUGGAUCAGACAAACGUGUAUGCAUCAGCCCGGAGACGUAAAAUGACGCCUUUUGAAGGCUUUCAACGCAAGGCAGUUGUGGUAGUACCUACCGAUGAAGAUUUCAAAAGACGCAUAUCACAAAGGGAGAAAGAAGAGGGCAAAGAUGUACCUGAAAAGGCGGUGCUUGAGAUGAAAGCCAACUUUAGUGCUCCUGAGGAAGGCACUUUGUUUGAUGCUGUAAUAUAUGCUGAGCUGGACAAAGAGGAGGCCAAACCUUUGAUAGAAAAAUACAGAAAGGAGGGUGCAGCAGCACUCCCUCCUCCUUCUAAAAGAUUCAGAGGUGACAGAUUUGGUCGUGGACGCUUUGAUCGCAGAGAUUAUCGUAGGGGUGGUGGUUAUGGUGACAGAGACCGCUUUGGGCGUGGUGGUUCUCGAGGCUUCCGUGACAGACCAUCACCUCGUUAUAAUGACAGACGUGGAGGAUAUGGUAGUGGUGGUGGUGGUGGUCGAGGUGGUUAUUCCUCUCGUGGUCCUCGUCCCCACAGCCGUUAUGACCGUAGAUCUCCUGACCGCAGAUCAGGUGGCUACAGACAAACACAGCGUUAUCAAGGUUCUGGUCAGCGUAGUGGUGGUUAUGGUGGUGGUUCUUGGGGCUCCAACAGACCUUACAGUGGUGGCCAAGGAUCCUGGGGCCAUCAAGGCAAUUAUGGUGGACAGUGGGGAUCUUCAUCUCAAUCUGGCUAUGGAAAUUGGGGUUAUGGCAGUGGUUCUAACCAAGGUGGUGGUGGUUAUAGUGGUGGCGGCAGCAGUGGCAGCCACUCUCAAUGGGGACAGAACUACAACCAGAACUACUAUCAAGGCUAUGGAGGCGGAGGUGGUGGUGGUGGUCAAAGCCAGUACAACCAAUGGGGCCCCAGCACAGGCUACAAAAGUAAAGCCUACUCGAUGUCCAGAGGGAGAAAAUAUUAG
Molecule: messenger RNA, 2331 nt
Organism: Acanthosepion pharaonis
Lineage: Eukaryota; Metazoa; Mollusca; Cephalopoda; Sepiida; Sepiidae
Source: the annotation of a GenBank genome assembly